Molecule: messenger RNA, 192 nt
Organism: Fonsecaea erecta
Lineage: Eukaryota; Fungi; Ascomycota; Eurotiomycetes; Chaetothyriales; Herpotrichiellaceae
Product: U6 snRNA-associated Sm-like protein LSm5
Exons: 5
Coding region: 1-192 (63 amino acids)
Biological process (GO): mRNA splicing, via spliceosome
Cellular component (GO): U6 snRNP; U4/U6 x U5 tri-snRNP complex; Lsm1-7-Pat1 complex
Molecular function (GO): RNA binding
Source: RefSeq, a predicted model, not a curated record
AUGAAAGGCGACAAAGAAUUCGCCGGUACAUUGAUCGGGUUCGAUGACUAUGUCAACAUGGUGCUGGAGGAUGUGAUUGAGUUUGACUACACCGGCGCUCAAACGCGUCUUCCCAAGAUCCUACUGAACGGCAACAAUAUCUGCAUGUUGAUUCCGGGCGGAGAAGGACCAGUCGCUGCGACGGCGUCAUGA